Molecule: messenger RNA, 142 nt
Organism: Racocetra persica
Lineage: Eukaryota; Fungi; Glomeromycota; Glomeromycetes; Diversisporales; Gigasporaceae
Source: the annotation of a GenBank genome assembly
UAAACGCAUUGAUUUGCAAGAGAUUAAAAAAAGAUUUUCAAAAAAGGUUAUUAAUGAUUCAAUGGAUAAUAAAAUUUCUGAUAACACGAAAAUCCUUGUGAGUCAACCAAUUGAUCUUGUCGCCAUUACUGAAAAUUAUUAA